AUGGAGAUACUUAACAAAACUCAUAAUAGCAUUCAAACAAGCCUAAUAACUUUUGGUAAUCCCUCCAGUUCUAAUGGAAAAGAUACAAUUAUUUGCAUUACUGGGAAUCCUGGUUUUGUUGACUUUUACUUAGAAUUUGGCCAGGAACUUCAUUCGAAAACUGGUUUACCAGUUUGUAUUAUCGGACAUGCUGGUCAUGAUAAUGUAUCUGAUAUGCAAUGCAGUAAAUUACAAGGCCAAGAACAUUUGUUUAACUUAAAAGGUCAAUUAAAGCAUAAAUUGGACCUUCUUGACAAUAUUAUAGACAAUAAGAGCAAAUUACAUUUCGUUGGACAUUCCAUUGGUUCCUGGUUUGUAAUAGAAUUAUUACAGAAUUAUGAUCAUUUGUAUAAAAAGACAUUAUCAAUUAAUUUACUAUUUCCUACUAUUCAAAGAAUGGCAAAAUCUAAAAAUGGGAUUUGGUUGAAUAAUUAUGUGAGAAAGAUUCAUGGUUUAGUGUUAUUCUUAAUUAAAUUAAUAUGUUUUUUGCCUGAAAGAGUUUCUUUAUUUUUAAUAAAUAUAUAUCUUAGGCUUUGUGGUCUGCCAGCACACUAUGAUAAAAGAUUUUUAAAAUAUCUUAAUCCACAUAUUUUUGAAAAAGUUUUAUUUCUUGCAUUUGAUGAAAUGGAUAAUGUAACGACAUUAAAUAAAGAAGGUGUAGACAAAGUUAAGCACUUAACUAAUAUAAUAUAUUCUGUUGAUGAUGGAUGGGCUCCUUUAAGUUUUAUGAAAGAUUUAAUGAUUUACCAACCUUAUCUUCAAAUGAUAGAAGUAAACACAGAUCAUGCUUUUAUUUUUAAAUCAUCACAAUUUAUUGCCUUUAUGGUAUCAGAUUUUAUAAAACACAAAAUUUCAGCAGGUAGUUAA
Molecule: messenger RNA, 906 nt
Organism: Parnassius mnemosyne (clouded apollo)
Lineage: Eukaryota; Metazoa; Arthropoda; Insecta; Lepidoptera; Papilionidae
Source: the annotation of a GenBank genome assembly